Messenger RNA from Xyrauchen texanus (razorback sucker), 879 nucleotides. Its product is annotated as trypsin-like. Bases 1 to 879 code for a protein of 292 amino acids. The transcript is spliced from 6 exons. Gene Ontology annotation, molecular function: serine-type endopeptidase activity. NCBI's taxonomy places the organism in Eukaryota, Metazoa, Chordata, Actinopteri, Cypriniformes, Catostomidae. Gene Ontology annotation, biological process: proteolysis. The record is from RefSeq and is a predicted model, not a curated record.
AUGGAGACGGAAAUAGGAACUUGGAAACUUGAGAAUGCUGAGGUGAUCCUUCCCCAGAUCUGUGUCUCUUUCUGUGUCCCCGUCUCUCUCAGGAUGCACCUGCUUUUGCUAUGUGUUCUCCUGGAGCUCCUCGUGGUGAGCUGUGAGGAUCUGAUUCAGGGCCGUAUCGUAGGUGGAUAUGUCCCCGUGCCUUACUCCAUCAAGUACAUUUUGUCGAUUCAGAGCACUAGGGGACAGCACUUCUGUGGUGGGACCUUAAUUAACAAAUACUGGGUGUUGACUGCAGCACACUGCAAUAUAGGUGCGGCAAACAUGAGAAUCGUGGCUGGAGAUUACUCUGUGGGUUUAUACGAGGGCACAGAGCAGUUCCGUAGACCUCUGCUCUUAAUUCCUCAUCCACAGUACAACAAGGCCACAAACAACGCAGACAUCAUGCUCAUUAAGCUUCAGACUCCAGUUUAUCUGAACAGUUACGUGUCUCUGACUUCAUUGCCCCGUCAGGACUCAGUGGUGGCUGUGGGUCGUGUGUGCCGAGUGUCUGGCUGGGGCUUCACCAGUCCAACUGGGGGAAUCCCUCUGACUCUACGGACGGUCAAGCUGCCUAUAGUGUCCACUGCCAUGUGUAACAGCACAGAGUCUUUUAACGGCAAUAUCACUGAGAAUAUGAUCUGUGCAGGAUACAGCGCAGGAGGAAAAGAUGCAUGUAAGGGGGAUUCUGGAGGGCCGCUAAUAUGCGAGGGUCGUGUCUACGGGAUCGUCUCCUGGGGCAAUGGCUGUGCCGAUGCCAAGUAUCCAGGCAUCUAUACCUCCGUCUCCAGGUUCCGGCAAUGGAUCGAUAGAACUAUAUUUGGCUUUUACGGAAGGUGCCUCAAGUAUUAG